Wyeomyia smithii (pitcher-plant mosquito) is the source of this 981-nucleotide messenger RNA. RefSeq lists its product as uncharacterized. The record is from RefSeq and is a predicted model, not a curated record. The coding region runs from base 113 to 784 and encodes 223 amino acids. Lineage: Eukaryota; Metazoa; Arthropoda; Insecta; Diptera; Culicidae. The transcript is spliced from 3 exons.
UGCUAGCUUUUAGUGGAAACAGCGACACAACCAGUCGACAGUAGAUGAUUCCACUCCAUACCGACAAUAUCGGAAGUGCAAAGUGAUCAAAAAAAUCUAAACCCAAUUCAUCAUGACCGGCCCACCACCACCAAUCGGUUUCAUCCACGACUAUCUCCGAUCUGAUCAGCCGACAGGCUACGAACUUUCGUAUGGGUUUCCCAUGCCACAGCCGACACCACAAUCCCAACAAGAUGAAAGUGGUUCAGAUAAAACACCAACAGGGUUGUUGUCAACAUCAAGCUCAUCCGGAGAUGAUUACGAACUUGACCACCAUUCGAGUGCAAGGAAUACUUUUUACGAUGGAUUAGUCGGAGGUUGUUGGCAGCAUUGCACCGUGGACGGACCUUUCCCCACGAAUAUGGUCCGCGCGGGUAUCGAUGCCGAUGGAGCAGUUAUCUACGCCGGUCGUGCCUUCCAUGAGGGUGAGAUGAUCCCAGCUAAGGUGAUCCCGUCGAAAAAUGUCGCUUUCAUUUGCUACAGUGGAGAAGAAAUCCUAAAGGAAGACUUCGAAGUGCUCCGUUCGGGAGAUUUCGUGUGGGAAUUCGCCUCCAACGGGGUCGUGCCAGAGAAUGCAGUAAAAAUCGGCGCCACCGUUGAUGGUGAGCCACUUUAUAUGGGCCGAGCGCUGCACUGUGGAACGCAGACACCUGGAAAGGUUCACUCUUCCCAUGGGUGCCUUUAUAUGCCGUUCGAUGGAGCCGAGGUUAGCUCGGCAGAGUACGAGGUUCUGUGCCUUAAGUAAGGAAUUGUUCGAAGCAAGUAAACCGGGAUGGCUAUAAGGAACAACAACUUGGAUUUUGAAUGAAUUAAUUUAUGGGUAUGAGAUUAUAUAGAUUAUGCGCGUCAUUCUCUUUCAAAGAGAAAGAAAUAAUUACAAUUCCUUCAUGUGCAUAAAAACUGCUAUAAAUAAACUACAAAAUAUUCCAACUUAUCCAUCUA